Molecule: messenger RNA, 832 nt
Organism: Phytophthora infestans T30-4
Lineage: Eukaryota; Oomycota; Peronosporomycetes; Peronosporales; Peronosporaceae
Product: phosphatidylinositol synthase (PIS)
Exons: 3
Coding region: 14-667 (217 amino acids)
Biological process (GO): phosphatidylinositol biosynthetic process
Cellular component (GO): Golgi apparatus; membrane
Molecular function (GO): CDP-diacylglycerol-inositol 3-phosphatidyltransferase activity
Source: RefSeq, a predicted model, not a curated record
ACGAGCGAGCAUCAUGGCCGAGCCUAAGCAACGCACCGUGACGGGCGUAUUCUUCUACGUGCCCAACCUCAUCGGCUACACGCGUGUCGUACUGUCGCUUUACAGUUUGGCGGUGGCACUGACGGACUACAAGACCAGCGUGUUGUGUUACGCCCUGAGCUUUACUUGCGACUACUUCGACGGCUUCUUCGCGCGCCUCUGCGACCAAUGCUCGACGUUCGGCGCUGUGCUGGACAUGGUGACGGAUCGCUGUUCGACCGCUGGGCUGCUCGUGGUGCUGUCGCACCUGUACCCGCAGUACAUGAUAGUGUUUAUGUAUCUGCUGAUCCUCGACUUCUCUAGCCACUGGUAUCACAUGUAUUCGAGUCGCGGCCACCACAAAGUGGUAGCGGCCGAGCGCAACUUCCUACUUCGAUUUUACUACGGCUGCUAUCCGUUCUUCGGCUUCUGCUGCGUGGGUGCCGAGCUGUUCUACAUUCUUCUCUACGUGCUUCACUUCGACCCCACACUGCUGAUUCCAUUCAUCAACGUCCCCGUCAUGCAGCUGUGCUACUACGUGUGCCUGCCCGCCUGCGUGUGCAAGAACAUCACGAACGUGGCGCAGCUGUGCAGUGCCGCACAUUCAGUUGCGUCUGAGGACGUGGCGCUCGCCAACAAGGCCAAGUAGGGAGCUGACAUCCAUAAGCAGUAGAGAACCAAGCGGAGCAGAAGUUUGCGCACGAGUAGUCAAGUCGUCUUUGCCCCAUGAGUGUAUGCAGCAGGUAGGAGGAAGUCUGUAAGUAAGAGAAAUAUGAGGCAAAUAUGCAAAAAAAACAUCAAAGAUAUCGCGAAA